This is a messenger RNA of Leptinotarsa decemlineata (Colorado potato beetle), 1048 nucleotides long. RefSeq lists its product as uncharacterized. The record is from RefSeq and is a predicted model, not a curated record. Gene Ontology annotation, cellular component: intracellular membrane-bounded organelle. Lineage: Eukaryota; Metazoa; Arthropoda; Insecta; Coleoptera; Chrysomelidae. Gene Ontology annotation, molecular function: phosphatidylinositol binding.
AUUAUGUAUUUUUGGUUCACAGGCCACCAGAUGAAUUUGGACAAAGAGCUGUUGAAGUGGAUAGCACUUCUGAUCUUGACGAAGCAGAUGGUGUAAUGCCUAGUUUUUAUAAAUUCUGUGCCAAAACUGCUACAGGAGUGUUUGACAAAACCAUCCAUACCAUAAAAACUGCCCUACCCACCAAUAGCCAAGGCGUAGAGCAGUCCGACAAUGCCUGGAUUUUCAUACAGAGUGAACAAAAUGAAGCUGACAUUCUCACCAGAAUGAAGAAGUUAUUGACAGAGAGGAAAGACUACUGCACGUUAGAUACAGAUAUUGAUACAGCUUAUGAAGCUAUCGAUUCCUUGGAUGCAUUUCAACAAGCCUCGUUUUCUCCUGAUAUGGAUUUUGAAGAUGAACUGGAUGAUUUUGAGGCAAAACUUCCCAUUACAAAAGCGUUGAUAGAUAGUAUGUGCGAGCUGCUGGCCGACUCAGAUUCACCUCUCAUCCAAGAACCUUUAGUGAAAACUUUGAUGCUGAUUGUAGGCAAUGUUCUGGAAGAAUUCAUCAAUUCUGAAGUUGAUGGUGCCAUAGCAGAUUUGUGUGUUAACUUGUUCAGAAUACCAGAGCUGUCGAAUCAGGAUACACUGUUUCUAGAGCUAGAUGAUUUUGUUGAGAUCAUGAUGAAAAAUCUUCCUGAUGCCAUUAAACUUGUUUUUGGGCAAGCGACCCUCUACAAAGCUGUUACGUUACUUGUGUCAUCACUUCAAAAUGAAAAACUCAACGAGGAUGUUAUUUUACAAAUAUUUGAACUCAUUGUGAUGAAGUUAAUGGAAGAGAGCAGUCGGUCUUCGCCUCCAGCUUCGGCGUAAUUUUGCACAUCUUUUUUUUUUUAGUUUCAACCAAUAGAAUAGUACCUCAUGAAUUUACCAGUGAUCAAAAUGACUUUCUCUUGGUGCCCUUACUUUCUUUACUCCAAACUUUCGAUAGGUUAGAUCAGAUAACCAGAACAGAAAGCUUAAAUGAACAAAUUUUCUCAGUUACCUUUUUGAUCAUUCCCAUAUUGACU